UGAACAAUUGGAUCGCGAUACUAGUUCGUGGAUGGGGUUACAUAGGUAGUUAGCUGUAUUAGCAGAAGGCUAGACGAGAUCGUGUCCGGAUUAUCCUCGACUCGAGAACAAUUGACAGCAGAAGAGUCUCGAUUGUGUAAUUCAUUAAGCAGAUGAAUGAGGAAAAGUUGCAUGACUUAGAUCCCUUUUUCCGCAUUUCUCUCUGCGUAGGCUUAUCUGAAGUUAGCUUCUGACCUGACUGGACAGUUAACCAUAUUGAUAGUUUGCUCACGUGGACACGCACCCUUUGCAACCCCCUGGUUUAAGUCGCACGCACCUCUUCUCCCUGUGAUAUUCUGCGGGAAGACGAGACUCAAGCGGACCUUUUCUCUGGUAGGUAUCCAGAUAUACAGAUACCCCUCAGGUACAUACAUACAAUGUUGCUGUUGGGGAUACCUCGGACGCGUCCGGGCCGCCUGCUGCCCAGGAAGUCCAUGUCAAUCUUACGCGCACGGGCAACAAACAAGUCCUACUCAACAACAAGAAGUUCAUCCUCAAAGAACUCGAUAAAAUAUAUAGCAGCUACCGGAAUAGCUAGCUCGUCAGGCCUAUGGUGGCUGAUUACUUCUUCAGCUCAUGAUGAUGUCCCGAAUCUUGAAAAAAGACCACUAUCCAAGCAAUCUAGCGCUGAUCUUGAUCUUUCCAAAAAAGAACAAGUCACGAAUAUAAUAUCACGAGAAGCAUACUCGUAUCUGGUUCGAAAUAUCCCCGGCGUUGACCGCUACGAUGGCGCUCAAGUCCCUUCCAACAGUCCCUGCGAGGACGUGUUCAUCCACGGUAGCUUUCCCUCUCCAUGCAAUGAUGGCAAUCAAUGGAUGGCCUGGGCGGUUCUCGAUGGACACGCAGGUCGACAAACGGCAGACGUACUGCAAGAGAAGCUGCUGCCUUUUGUGCGACGCAGUCUGGAGCACGUCGAGUCAAGUCCUCUUCAGAAUCUAGGUCCCGAGGAGACCGUCCAGCGUGCUAUUUCCCAAGGAUUCCUAGAUCUCGACGAGACCAUUUUCAACACGGCGCUAGAUGCGGCGAAGAGCAAUGAACCAUUAUAUGAGAAAGUGGACAAGUUGCUACCUGCUUUUUCCGGGUCGUGCGCUUUGCUAUCGCUAUACGAUCCUAUCACGAGUACAUUGCAUGUAGCAUGUACUGGCGAUUCAAGAGCCGUUCUAGGCCAACAGAGACCAGAUGGAACAUGGGAAGUAAUGCCUUUAUCGAUAGAUCAGACUGGUCGUAAUGAAGAAGAGAUCGCUAGGCUCUACAGGGAACAUCCCGGUGAAGAAGACAUUGUCAAAGACGGACGAGUGCUGGGUCUAAUGGUCUCGCGAGCCUUUGGCGAUAGUCGCUGGAAAUGGCCCUUGGAAAUACAGGAGGAAAUGAAACGGAAUUUUUAUGGUCCAGCACCGCUGACGCCAAAGUAUGAUGUUCGAACACCGCCAUAUCUCACUGCUGAGCCUGUUGUGACGACUCUGAAGAUCGAUCCUAGCAGAGCUUCGUUCUUGAUCAUGGCCACAGAUGGUAUGUGGGAUAUGAUGUCUAACCAUCAGGCUGUUCAUCUAAUAGGGGAUUGGCUGGAUACGCAACAAGCAGCAGCGGAAGAACAGGAGAAGAAGCAUAACCAACCAGAACCAGCGCACGAACCGAUUAUUGGUGACUUUGGUCGACUGAAUGAGGUAUUCGUGGACGCGAGAAAGACAAUUCAAGAUGAUAAUGCUGCUGUGCAUCUUGUGCGCAAUUCCCUGGGUGGAAAUUGUCAUGAGUUGAUAGCUGGUCGGUUGGCUUAUAGUGCUCCGCAUUCUCGGUAUUUACGCGAUGAUAUAACUGUGCAGGUGGUGUUUUUUAAUACUCGAAAUUUGAAAAGAGGAUAAAUAGAUAGAUAGAUAGAUAGAAAGUGUAAGAAUUAGAGGAUGCGCAGUGGAGUUUAUUGAUUUUUCAUUGUUGAUAAUCCCGAUUUCUAACUACAAGAGAAAUGCGCAGUUAAC
Messenger RNA from Paecilomyces variotii, 2012 nucleotides. Its product is annotated as phosphatase 2C-like domain-containing protein. Gene Ontology annotation, biological process: protein dephosphorylation. Bases 417 to 1898 code for a protein of 493 amino acids. NCBI's taxonomy places the organism in Eukaryota, Fungi, Ascomycota, Eurotiomycetes, Eurotiales, Thermoascaceae. The transcript has a single exon. Gene Ontology annotation, molecular function: protein serine/threonine phosphatase activity. The record is from RefSeq and is a predicted model, not a curated record.